CUUGCAAUAGAUAAGUAUGCAGAAUCUACCUUAAGAUCUAUCUUUCUUUGUUUCUUCUAGUUCUACAACAUAAAAAUAAAAUACCUUUUCAACAUCAAACAACAUUAAAAUAACAUUGCAUGCACUUUAGUUUAUAUUAUAGUACAAAACAAUCCACUUAACCAUGUUUUUAACUACAACUAAGUCUUAUAUUUCAUCACCUUUCAUCUCUUUCCGCAAAAUUUCUUCAUUUUCCAAACCCAAAUUGUGGAAUAUUGUACCGUCUUCUUCCACCGAACAUUUGUCUUUAGGUUUAUCCAUUUCAGCCAGAAACAUGUCUGUGUCUUGUACGUACUCAUCAAAAAAUGGAUCACACUCUCAUGGAUCAACAAUUCAGGGGGGUGAAGCAUUUUUCAGGGGUGUGUUGGAGAGUAUGCAGUCGGUGUACUUGAACAGAAAUCCUACAGCAAAGGCAAUAUUGGACCUUGUUCACUCUGUCGAGAACAACUCCUUAUGCUAUGAUCAUCUUGCAUUCAGGACAUUUGGGGUGAAUGGUUAUGGAAUUGACUCCAUGGCUGGGUUUUUUCUGGAUUAUGGCUAUACACAACGAGAGGAGCUGAGAUUUCCAGGGAAAAAAUUAAGGGCAUUGUGGUUCUCACCUCCUGCUGAUUCAUUUUCUGGCAGUGGCAGUGGCAUGAAUGGUCCCUUGCCAAGAAUUUUUAUAUCAGAGCUAUUGGUAGAUCAGAUGAGUCCACAGACUCAGGAAAUAAUUAGGAAAUACACUGAAUCAUCCGGUAAUGGAAAAAAGUAUGCAGCUCUUGCGAGUUCCUUGGGACAUUUAACAUGGGAAAAACCAUUAUAUUCAGAGUUUCAACAAUUGGCAAGAGAGAGUGAGUAUGCUGCGUGGACUCUAGUCAAUGGUCAUGCACUGAACCAUGUCACUAUUUCCACUCAUCGGCUGAAAACUCAUUUGAGGGAUAUAAAAAAGUUGAACAAGUUUCUUGAGGAGAAUGGGUUCAGAUUGAAUUCUGAAGGAGGAGUAUUGAAAGUGAGCCCUGAUGGCCUUCUCCAGCAAAGUUCAACUGUAGCCGAUUCAGUUUCUUUCCAAUUUUCUGAUGGUAUAACUGAAUCAGUUCCAUGCUCCUACAUUGAAUUUGCAGAGCGUUUCGUGCUGCCGCAGUAUGAAAAUUUACCUCACACAGAGAUUAAAGAGUUCCAUAGGAGGGAUGGUUUUGAGGUAGCAAGUGCUGAUAAGAUCUUUGAGAGCACAUCCAAGGAACAAGUGAGUAGAGUAGGCUCUUAGGAGGCUUGUCUCAGAGUGUGCCGUGAUCAUGUACAGAUACUACUUUUCCCUUUGGGGAAGAGAAAACAUUUUAGACCCAUAAUAUGUAUACUGCAUGAUUCAAUUGGGUUUAAUAAUUUAACAAAAAUAGUUACUUGUUCACCUAAAAAUCAAAUAAAUAAAGGUCGGGUAUGCUUUUCAUCAA
Molecule: messenger RNA, 1466 nt
Organism: Medicago truncatula (barrel medic)
Lineage: Eukaryota; Viridiplantae; Streptophyta; Magnoliopsida; Fabales; Fabaceae
Exons: 7
Coding region: 164-1282 (372 amino acids)
Molecular function (GO): oxidoreductase activity
Source: RefSeq, a predicted model, not a curated record